Peromyscus maniculatus bairdii (prairie deer mouse) is the source of this 3357-nucleotide messenger RNA. Lineage: Eukaryota; Metazoa; Chordata; Mammalia; Rodentia; Cricetidae. The record is from RefSeq and is a predicted model, not a curated record.
UCAGGGAAGAAAAGUUGAAGUGGCUACUUUCUGACUCGGGCAGAAAAACAGCAGCAAAUGAACUUGCAGGUGUAGUUUUUAAGAAGGAAAAAGCGGGGAGGUCUGUGUUAGAAUGGGCUAAGAUGUGGUGGUAUAUUUUGAUUAAGCAUGUUAAUUAGGGGAACUGAUAUUUUGAUAGCUGGACCUUGGUAGUCAGCCUCAGAAGGAGGAAGUGGUCAAAUACGGGAAGAGACCUUGGGGGCUAGCUUCAGGAACGUGAUCUAAUGGUUUUAACAAGGCAGAAGGAAUGGGGGUGGGGGAGGACACAGCCUGCCAGAGCCACUGUUGCCAUGCUUGAGCUGGUCAGAGUCCCUGCACUAAUAGCUAGAUGAGAAACUGUUAAAUUCCAAACCCACAUGCAGGCACUUAAGAAAUUCCAAUUUUCUGGCUUUGGGGCCCAUUUGGAGCCCUCACAUGCCGAGUCUGGUCAUUUGACUUAGUAUCAAGCGAUGCUGGAACUGGAGGGCCUCUGGGAAUUAAACGUGAGCUAGGUUUGGAGCUUUACCUUCCUAUUCUGCCUACAGAAAGGUGGCUGAACUUUUAACUAGGAAGAAGGUUUUUCAAAGUAUAGCUUGUUCGGUUUCUCUCGGUUGGUAUCUUCAAUGAGUUUUUGAUUCCGUUCUCCAGCAGCACAGACGGCCUUGGCCUUGACCUUGACCGAUGUCAGUUGUUCAUUUCUUUGGUGCCAAUUCAAAUAUUUAAAUUUGGGGGAGGAGCGGUCAACAGACCAUCACACGUCCUCCAAAUUUGGCCAGAUGCUGGCCAGCCGUUUAAUCCCUGGGGCUUGGACCCCAUAGGUAUUCUGUGACCUAAGUAACCAAGCCCCAAACGGCUCAACGCUAUGCCUUUCAGGGUAUUCAGUUACUUCAGGCCUCUUAAAGGCAGAGAGGGAGACUGUUCCCAGGACUGGCCCUCAGCACCUACCUCGGGUAGAUUGGAGUCUCCCGAGGAAAUUAGAGUACGAAACCUAACGCAGGAGCCAUACUGGAUGGACAUUUUUUGGAGGGGGGAAGAGGGGAAACGUAGGAUCAUCAUCCUACGUUCAUCCCGGAUGAAUUCAACAACGGAGGGUAAGUCAUUGGAGACCCAAAGCGCAGGGCCGGAAGAGGCGGGCCCUUGUGAGCACCGCCCACCGGACAUGCCCCCUGGGCCUCACGCUGGGAAACCUGCGAAGUGUGCAUCGCCAUGUUUGUGCUUCGACGCCUCGGGGUCCUGCGGCAGCCGGAUUCCUCCAACAGGAGUAGAGGUGGACUGCCUUUCCUCUGCCUCCUAUUCAGAUAACCUCAAGCACCAACAGAUGAUAACAGCUAUGGUCCCCAGAGUCUCGGGCAUUUGACCACUUGGUCCCCAGUUGGUGGUGCUGUUUGUGGAAGCUUAGCAAGUGUGGCCUUGUGAAGAAGGUAUAUCACUGAGGAUAGGCUUUGAGAUAAAAAGCCUCACCUACAGUACAGCUAGUUUGUUCUUCAUGUUUGCGGUACAAGAUGUCCAGAUGUGAGCUCAGCUCUCCUCCAGCUGCCAUGCCUGCCUCUGCUCCAUCAUGGACUCUCCCUCUGGAGCCAUAAGCCCAAAUGAAGGAGAUUGAAGGGCAGAGAAGUAGCCUACCUCAGCCCACACAGUGGGUAAACAGCAGGGACAGGCAGGGGCUGGCCUUGGCAGCCUGAUUCAGAUAGCCCUGCAUUACAACUUGACAGCUUCUGCUUGCCUGAGCAGACAAGCUUUCUAGAAAAGCAUCAUCACGAUUUUCUGCAGCCUUCAUAGAACUCUCUAUGUCUCUUCACCUCUUGACAAGUAAGGUUUGGAAGAAGUGGCCUGUGGUGACCCUGAAUUCUUACUUUUUUGAGGAUGAGAAAGAAGACAAUUCCAAACCCAUUGGUCGUUACCCGGUUCCCUAUAAGAAGGACCUGCCCUUUGACAUUGUAGAGCUCAUGGAAGAGAUGAAAAGAACGACAGGAUUUUUACCAAAUGUAUUUAAAGUGUUGUCUUACCGGCCUUCGGAAUUCAGAGCUUUCUUUGCGUACUACAAUGCCAUCUAUAAUAAAGAAACAGGUCGGCUCAGCAAAGCUGACAAGGAACUCAUCAUCGUAGUGACCAGCCUGGCUGAACGGUGCCUGUACAGCGUUGUUGUCCACAGUGCCCUCUACAGGGUCUACUCGAAGAACCCAGGACUCUCUGACCAGGUCUGUAUAAACUGGAAAAAGUCUGACCUCCCUGCUAGAGAAAAAGCAAUGGUAGAGUUUGCACUUGCUGUUUCCCAAGCUGAUGACAUAACAGAUGACCAUUUUAAAAAGCUGGAAAUGCAUGGCUUCAAUAGAGAAGAUGCCUGGGACAUAGCUACCAUUACAGCUUUCUAUGCUAUGGCCAACCGCCUUGUUCAUUUUAUCGACAUCAUUCCUAACAAGGGAUACUAUUCAUUGGGUAGAAACAGUGAUACUAAACAGAUAGAGAAUGAACGUACUGCUCCGAAAGUAUAAAAGCCUGACAGGAAAGGCCAAUAUUUAUCAUUUCAGUUAUGUUGCAUUAGAAGACAUCAGUUGGAUAGCAAUUCACAAUAAAUACAAAAACAUCUAAUUAUUGGUUAGAGAAAAAAAAUGUUCCCCACCUGCCUGAUAAAGUCCCUGAGUGUCCAGGGACAUGUGAUACUUGGGACUUGAGGACACAGUUCAGAAAACCUUUGUUGAUUAUUUACUUCCAUUAAGAUCCAAAAAGACUAUAAGGCAAAGGGGUUCUGAUGAUGCUUUAAAUAUGAGUAGACAUCUAAUUGAAUUUUGGCUACUAAAGUUGAAAGUUUUUUAGCUUUCCAAAAGGUAUUACCUAGAAAUUGGUCAAUAUAGACUGAUUUGAAGUCAACUACUUAUUAAUAUGGUUGCCUGUAUAGACUCUCAAAUGUAGGGUCGACAGGAACAGGCACACAUAAAUUUUAUUUCUAUUUUUAGUGCCCUCUCAAUUUUUUUAACUGAUGUUAUAGAAUCUUAGUCUUAUGUAAUAUGCUCUUAUUUUAGGUUUUAGUAAAAAAAAUAUUUGGAAUAAAACAGUAUUCACAUACUAAAUACAAACGUUUUAAAAAACUAGGCAUUACUAAAUUACUUAUUCUCUGUAUUACCAUUAUUGCCUUAAAUUUGUAUCAGUGCACACUUGGUUUGUCUUCUCUGCAGCACUAGGGGUUAAAGUCAGGGCUUCACGCACGCUAGGCAAACGCUCCACCACUGAACCAUACCCUCAGUGCACAGCUCUUGAAUGGCUUUGGGACCUUGGUAUGUUGAAUCCCUGAACUGUGAAAUCUGAUUAUCUGGAGCCAAUACAGACUAAAUGAGGACUUCA